GAGGGAGACGAGAGAGAGAGGGAGACGAGGGGGAAUGAGAGAGAGUGUGUGAAAGAGAGAGAGAGAAAUAAAGAGGAGAAAGAGGAGAGAGAGGAGCUGAUUGCUUCUUCUAUUGACAAACGCAACACACACACAACACACACACACUCUGAGAGGACUCUCAACACAACACACAACACACACUCUGAGAGGACUCCCAACACAAGACACUUUGCUGGAUCCUGGAGCUUGGAGCUUAGUAUUCGUGUAUCGGAGUGUGUGUGUACUGUGGUACUGCUGUGUGUGUGAGGGUGAGAGAAGAGUGUCUUUCUAAGGACACCCUGAUGAAAAACGGAGCCAGGUUUUCAGGCAGAGCCCCCUGUGUGAUCCUCCACAUAUCUACCCUGGGGGACCCACCGCGCACCGCCGCCGCCUGUCAUCUCCACGACAACUAGAAUGGGCUGCAAUUUGUGCUCUUUACAGAAACGGGAGGAACACUACAAGCUGCUGUAUGAGAUUUCACAGGUGAAUGGCAGGGACUACUCCAAGGCCAGCCAUGACGAGAUGGUGGAGGUCAUCAGAAGAGACCCCAUCGUGGUGCAGGUCGUCCGUCGCCAUGGCAACCCCGCCCACUCACACCAAACAUUACAGGAAAUUCACGUGGUGGACGUGUGCACGCAGACGGACAUCACUUUUGAACACAUCAUGGCCCUGGCUAAGCUGAGGCCUGCUACUCCACCUGUACCCGACAUCUGCCCCUUUCUGCUGUCAGACAGCUGUCACUCCAUCCACACCAUGGAGCAUGAAUUCUACGAGUGUCCAGAGUACCUCUCCAACACCCCAGCUGAAGUGGACAGGCCAGAGGAGUUUGAGUAUGAGCAGGUAGAGCUCUGUCGGCUCAACAGUCAGGAGAAGUUGGGUCUGACGCUUUGCUAUCGGACUGACGAUGAAGAGGAUACAGCUAUCUACGUCAGCCACGUUGGACCCAACAGCAUCGCUGCCAGGGACGGGCGCAUUAGGGAAGGAGAUCGAAUAUUACAGAUCAAUGGCUGUGACGUACAGGACAGGCAGGAAGCUUUCACUCUCCUGUCCAAUGAGGAGUCCAGGAGUAUCGUUCUCCUGGUGACCAGACCAGAGGAGGCGUGGCUGGAUGAGGAGCACAAUGAACUCCUAGAGGAGCUGAAGAUGGAGAUCCUUGAGGAGAGGAGGAACGAGGAGGUGCAGAAGACAGGAGGAGGAGAGGAGCAGGCCAAGCAGCUGGAGGAGGAUGACGUCAUGACAGACACGGCCACGUGUUCCUCCAAUACUCAGGACAAAGACAGCGGCUUGGGGACGGGGCGCAACGAGGAGAGCUCCGAACAGGAAGUCCUCCUAGCCCGUGUCCACCGGAGGCCUGCCCAGGGCCUGAGAGACCAAUGGAGGGCCAAGCAUGGCCAGGGGCUGGGCAGGAGGGUGGUGGUACCCUCGGACACCCAGGGACCCAGGGGUCUGAUCCAAGCCCAGGAGGGUGAGGGUGGAGUGGGGUUAGGACUGGAGUGUGACAGCCGCUUCAAGCAGCUCCUGGAGCUCAAGUGCCAGAUCCGUAACAGCGGGGAGUGUGGUGUGUACUAUAGCAGGAGAAGCACCAUCGAGUGCAGCCUGACGGAGCAGAGCGGGGUGGGGGUCAGUGGUGGUGGAGGGAUGGAACAGGAGCUGAGGAUGUUGAAUGAUGAGCUGAGGAGUAUCGAGCUGGAGUGUCAGAGCAUCAUGCAGGCCCACCAGCUCCGCAAGAACCAAAGGGAUCCCCCCUGCACCCCUAUGUGCUCCCCAGGACGAAGCCCCAAACAUGGGCGUGAGCAGCAUGCCAAGCUGGCCGAUAUCAACGAGCAUCCAGGGGAGAGGCAGUGGGACAGCGACAAGCUAAGGGGGGACAAGGACAGCUCCAGUGCCUAUAACACGGCUGAGAGCGCCAGGUCCACUCCUCUAGGCAUGGAGAGAUCCCCAGACCACUCUCUACAGAGACGCAUCAGCCUCACCAACCAGAAGAACCUCCGGAGCACCAUGGCAGCCUCCAGCCAGUCCAUCUCCACCAUCCCAGACAGAGAGCUCCUGAGUGAGACCUCGACCGGGACCACCACACACAGCCGACAGGAUCCCAACCCCAGCCCUGGAACCACGGUCAUCUCCAGCAGCCCCGACCAGUCCAACCCUUCCCCCUCCGAGUCAGACCCGGCCCUGCCUGCAGACGACGAGCGCUGCGACCGCACCAGGAGCCACCGGGGGCCACGCAGGGUCCCUCCCUACCCGUCCCCUUACCACACAGCCCCCCAGCAGGGCGCCUCUCCAGCCCACGCCAGACACCUUCAGAGCUACAUGCAGCAGCUCCUCCAGCAGACCUCCAGUCUGGAGACCUACUCCCAGUCCCAGCUCAGCCUCCUCAGCGUCUGCCGGGACCGCUCCACCCGCCCGGGGGAACCACGCCUCGAAUGGAAGGUCAAAGUUCGAGCCGACGGGACAAAGUAUGUAGCCCGGCGACCGGCGAGGGACCGGAUUCUACGAGAACGGGCGCUGAGGAUCAGGGAGGAGCGUAGUGGAGGGAUGACCACGGACGACGACACUAUGUCCGAGAUGAAGAUGGGGCGGUACUGGAGUAAAGAGGAGAGAAAGCAGCAGCUGGCCAGAGCCAGGGAGCAGAGGAGGAGGAGGGAGUACAUGCAGAGGAGCCGGCUGGAGUGUCUCAGAGAGGGCCCUGGGAGCGGCGCCGAGGGCCGUAAAGAGGUCAACAUCCUGGAACUCAGCCACAAGAAGAUGAUGAAGAAACGCAACAAGAAGAUCCUGGAUAACUGGAUGACCAUCCAGGAACUAAUGAGUCACGGGGCCAGAGCACCUGAGAACCAGGGGACUAAACAAGUACACAAUGCCUUCCUGUCUGUUACUACAGUAUAGGACCACAGCUCCGGGUAGAAGUUUCCCUGUACACACAGAUCUAGGAUAAUUUAAAACUACCCGGGUCGGGCAUUAACCAUUUGGACGAUAAUGAAAAACUGACCUCAGAGCAGUGUCUAGGGACAACUUUGCCUCAUCUCUCUCUCUCUCUCAUCGCGUCCAUGCGGUAUGACCUUACUUGCCUCGUUCAAUGUGGCAUUUUUUAUAAUGGGGAAAAUCCUGUAUUUUUCACACUUUGUAAACUCAAUAAUAUUUUGUAAAAUGUUUUUUUUUACACUGGUUGUCGAUGCACUGUGAAAUGUUUUCUGCAGUCGCUCAUUUAUGAUGUCAUGAAACAUGUUUCUAUCAUAAUCAGAAUUAUCUGUAAACCACAUCAUCAUCAAGUCAAAGACAUGGUGGUACGUUAUCAUGUUUGCAUUGUUUAUCCAGCAUGGCAGUGAUUAACUGUAGUGGUCAGAAAUGUACCAGACACCUGAGAACAGACACUUGACUCUUGUGCAGAAUCCUCCUUGUCUUUUACUGAGGAUUGACCAUAUAACUGCACAACCCUCUAAGACCCAUUCAAUAUGCCAAGCUGCCCUGCGAGUCAAGACACCACUAAAUCUCUGAAGGAGCUUUCAUCAUUUCUGAAAAUGUCAACUCAGAGUUCUCUUGGAAAAUUCUGAAGUCCUGAGAAUGUCAAUAAUUCAGUGGUGUCUCAGAGGCUUUCAGUUUCCCAGUUUAAAAGUCUUGAAGGAAAGGUUCACUAGUCAACAGUUUCUCAGUUUAAAAUA
This is a messenger RNA of Oncorhynchus nerka (sockeye salmon), 3677 nucleotides long. It is a transcript of the gene pdzrn4, whose product is annotated as PDZ domain containing ring finger 4. The record is from RefSeq and is a predicted model, not a curated record. Gene Ontology annotation, molecular function: protein binding. Lineage: Eukaryota; Metazoa; Chordata; Actinopteri; Salmoniformes; Salmonidae.